Capra hircus (goat) is the source of this 3855-nucleotide messenger RNA. RefSeq names its product glutathione S-transferase Mu 1. The transcript is spliced from 8 exons. Bases 86 to 742 code for a protein of 218 amino acids. NCBI's taxonomy places the organism in Eukaryota, Metazoa, Chordata, Mammalia, Artiodactyla, Bovidae. Gene Ontology annotation, biological process: glutathione metabolic process. Gene Ontology annotation, molecular function: glutathione transferase activity. The record is from RefSeq and is a predicted model, not a curated record.
GGCCUCACUCAGGCCACACCCAGGCAUCGGAUAAACAUCCAAAUCAACGGUGCAGAGCUAGAAACCCGAUCCACAGACGCUGACUAUGGCGAUGACCCUGGGUUACUGGGACCUCCGCGGGCUAGCCCACUCCAUCCGCCUGCUCCUGGAGUACACAGACUCAAACUAUGAGGAAAAGAAGUACACGAUGGGGGACGCUCCUGACUAUGACAGAAGCCAGUGGCUGAAUGAAAAAUUCAAGCUGGGCCUGGACUUCCCCAAUUUGCCCUACUUAAUUGACGGAGCUCACAGGCUCACCCAGAGCAAGGCCAUCCUUCGCUACAUUGCUCGCAAGCACAACAUGUGUGGGGAGACAGAGGAGGAGAAGAUUCGCGUGGAUGUAUUGGAGAACCAGGCUACGGACACUGUUAAUGACUUUAUUAUGCUCUGCUACAACCCGGAAUUUGAGAAACUAAAGCCUCAAUACUUGACGGAGAUCCCUGGAAAGAUGAAGCUCUACUCAGAGUUUCUGGGGAGGAGGCCUUGGUUUGCAGGGGACAAGCUCACCUUUGUGGAUUUCCUGGUUUAUGACGUUCUUGACAUUCACCGCAUAUUUGAGCCCAAGUGCCUGGAUGCGUUCCCAAACCUGAAAGACUUCAUCUCUCGUUUUGAGGGCCUGAAGAGGAUCUCUGCCUACAUGAAGUCCAGCCGCUUCCUCCCACGCCCUGUGUAUUCAAAGAUGGCCGUGUGGGGCAACAAGUAGUCCUCUGGACGGCAGGAGAUGGAGCGAGGAGCCAGUGCUGUGUGUGGAGAGCCGCUGGAGCUUCCUGCUCCCCAGAACCAGAUGUUUUGUUUCCUCCUUCUUUCUUUCCAUUGGUCACACUUAGGCCUUAUUUGGCCCCAACUCUUUCCCAACACCAUUCAUCCAGGAUCUUUAAGCUCUACAGCACCCCUCUCUUCUUCAGUGAAGUCACCCCCUGACGUUAUGCUUUCUGCUCUAAAGCCAACCAGAUCAUCCUUCCUUUUCAUGUUGCUGGUUUGGUUUUUUUUUUUCCCUGCUAUGAGUAGCCUGACCAGACCCUUGGCUUGGAGAGCUCAAGCCUGAGCCCCCAGCACUGCCCUGAAGACCAGGACAGGCCUAGUGUGCAGGCCUUGCUCUCCCAGCGUGGGCCCUGCCCAGCCCUGCCGAUCACCAAUAAAGCCUUAACCACACCUGCUAUGUCUUAUCUUUUUCCCUCCUGACCAUCUGAACUGUCUAACUGGCCCUGCUGCUUCCUAGGAAUGAAGUGGUGACGCUGGCAGUGUCUGGGUGCAUGGGGAUCCUGUCUGGUAGUAGGAUGUUCUGAGACUUCCUGUUCCCAUUUCUGAGGCCCUCAGAGCAGGAGUCCUCAGAGGGCUUCUUCUAUUAUAGAAGGGAGGCCUCUUCCUGAGCCUCCAUCUCUCAUCCAUUCCCCCUCCUUAUUAAGAGCUCAGGCGCCCUCUGUUGGCUGCUGCGCAGCUGUUAUUCAGGACCUUCUCUCUGUGUUACUUCCUCAUUUUCUUAGCUACCCAAGAGGUAAAUUUCUUUAGUCCUCGCAUAUCUGAAGAUGUGUUGCUAGCGUACACUAAAGUAAUGUUUUUGUUGGUUAUACGAUUCUGGUAUAAGGACCUUCAGGCCUCUGAUGCAAUUAGACACAGCUAGAAUUAAGCCUUGUUCGUGGGAAGGGUGAUGCCAGUCUCUCUUGAAUAUCUGAUGGAUAUAUAUAUAUUUUUAACUUAAGGCACUUGCUUUUCAGUUCUUGCCAAUGUGAGGUAUCCAAGUCCAGAGUCUAUAUAGAGAUCUUGGGGCUGUUGUGUUUUUACUUCACAUCCUUCUAUGAGUAUACUAAGUUUCCUGGUCUCCUUUUUAUCAGGCACCAUUCAUCACUGCUUUGCAUCCUCUGGAAGUAAUUUCAAAUCACCCUGUCCAGUGGUCUGCUUAAGAGAAAGUUUCUAGGACUUCAGGAGUUCGCAGACCAUGCUACCAUAAAUAGUUGUUUACUUUGGGGUCUAGUAUUCAGUCAAGACUCAGUUGGGAGAAAAUGUUACAAAUCACAAAGGACCUUUAUCCAAAAAUAUUUAGCUAAAAAUAUAACCAGUGAAAAAAAGAGGCCUAAGUGGCUUUUUGGCCACAAUACAUGGCUUGUAGGAUCUCAGUUUCCCAACCACAGGUUGAACCCAGGCCCUGGCAUUGAAAGCUCAGAAUCCUAAACACUAGGCCACCAGGGAACUCCAAGGCCCACGUCUUGACUGGGCAUUACAAAAGAGAAUAUCCCUAAGGCCAGUCAGCAUAUGAAAAGGUGCCCAACAAUAUUGGAUUUGGGGAAGUUAUGAACACAGUUAAUUCAAUUAUAUACCCACACAGGCUAAAAUUAAAAGGACCAACAAUUAUUCACAAAUAUGAGUAGUAACUGGAACCAUCACUCACUGCUGGUGGAACAACCACUUUGGAAUACCAACAGCACUUCCUGGAACUAAACAUAACAUCUACCCUAUGCCUGUGGAAUGCCACGCCUUAUUAUAUACUAAUGGGGAUGUGUGCUUAUGUCUUCAACAGACAGGUACCAUAGUGUUCAAAGCGGCUUUAUAUGAAAAAGCCAAGAACUGGCAACUUUCCAAUGUCUGGCAAUGCAAGAACGGACAGAUAAGCUGGGAUAUGUUAUAUAAGUCCAUUAUACAAAUUCACUAUUCAUAUGAUGGAUUAUUAUACAAUAUAUAGACUUAUGAUGAAAAUAUUAUGAAGGGCUACUGCUACACACAAUAACAUGAAUGACUCUCAGAGACACAAUGUGGACAAAAGGAUGUAGACAUCAAAUGCACCUGCUACAUCCUUCUAUUUACGUGAUCAUUAAUAGGCAAAAUAAGUCCAGAGUAACAGAGGUCAGCUGAAUGGUGAGCUUGUCUUUGUUGAAGAGAUUGUGUAGGGCUGGAAAUGUUCUCUAUUUUGACCCAGGUGGUGAUUCCAUAAAAAUAUACAUAUCUAAAAACCCACUGAGUUGUCCACUUAAGAUGGUGCACCUUACUGCUUGUGAUGGACAUAGACACGGUCUCACUGUUACAUUGCUUAUGUUUUUCUUUAUCAUCAGUCUUCCCUGUAGGAUAUAAAUACCUUUAAGGCAGGCAUUUCUGUCUCUUCUUGUUCCUGGUCUUACAGGUGUUUGUAUACAACCAGAACAGCACCUGGAAGAUACUGGGUGUUCAAUGAAGAGUUAUUAAACUAGUGGUAUUUACUAUUAGGGGGAUCACUUCAAGUAUUCACUUGAUUUUUACUCAUGCCUACUUCUUUGGGUACAUGUAAUUCGUGUGUACAUACAUUUUUAGGUUCUGCUCUUUUUUCUCUUAAUGUUUCCCUGAAACAUCUAUACCUAUUAGCCAUACACUUGUGCACAUACUACUAAGUAUUUACUGGAUAUGUCUCAUUGCUUCCAGUAGAUAAAGUGUCAUUUGCCUAGUCAGUCACUCACUACUGGGCAAUGUGGGGUUUUCUAUUUUUUACUUUUCCUUACGAUAGUGUCAUCUUAAGCCGAUGUUUUCCUCUGGUUUGUGGCCUUUAUUUGGUAGAUCCCCUAGCAGAUACUAGAAAGCAAAAUGUGAGAAUGGUUUUAAGCUUUAAUAGCAGACUAUUUUAUUGCUCUGUAGAGAGAGUAACUUACUUGAUGGUGCCCCCAGCAAGGCACGUGGGCCUCUUUUUCCUGUACCUUAGGCACUUGGGGUGUCACAAUUUCAUCAUAUGCUAAUUUUAUGGGCUCAUUAUCAUACCCUGCUGUUUCCCACCUUUACAUUUUUCUAAUUGUUUAUUGGCUGUGCAUGUUUCCACUUGCUGAAUAAAUCCCAGCCUAUAAAUCUCCCUGUGUCCUA